AUGAUUGUACAAGGUUUCAGGGCAGAUGUGGGAUAUUAUGCGCACGUUGGCGGGGAAUCUGAUCGAGAUCUGGUAGUACUCCGAUUUCCCAAUUUUAAGGGGUCGCUGGAAAACUUGGUGGUAUGCUCGGCAUACCUUCCAUAUGACUCCCCGGACCCACCACCAUUGAAGGAAAUGGAGGAGCUGGUGACAUUCUGUGAACGGAAAAGCUGGCCCUUGCUCAUUGGAUGUGAUGCGAAUGCGCACCACAUUCUGUGGGCCAGCACUGUCGUGAACCCGAAGGGUGAGGCUAUAGCAGAUUUCCUGUUCUCUACAAGUCUACACCUUCUCAACAGGGGUGACGUGCCUACCUUCAUAACAUCAAGUAGAAGGAAGGUGCUUGACGUCACUAUGUGCAGCAGCUCUAUCGCUGAUUGCAUCAAAGAUUGGCGUGUAGCCACGGAGGUGAUCUCACUUUCUGAUCACCGACAUAUCUAUUUCACCAUCAGUGUAGGCGGCUCUGUGAGGGAACCAGAAAUUUUCAGGAACCCCAGAAAAACAGAUUGGUCCAGAUAUCUGGCAUCCCUCUCUGAAAACCUAGUACAGGUUAACCUUAAACCUAGGACUACAAGAGAGUUGGAUACUGCAGCUGAGAAUCAUCAGGAGUCCAUAAUCUUGACCUUUCAUAGCAGCUGUAGCCCGCAGGUUCGUAGACCUAAGGGUCGGACGAAAUGUUGGACAUCUGAAAUUAUUGCUGCCAGACGCAUCAGCAGGCAUCGGUUCAACAAGGCAAUAAGAUCCGGCGUUGCCAGUGACUGGGACGAGUACAAAUUUCACACAAAAGCGAAUGACUAUCGACCAACAAGCCUCUCAUUGUUCUUGGUUAAGACAUUGGGGAGGAUAAUUGAAAGACAAAUUAGGUUACCCAAAAAUAUGCCUCAAAACCUAAAUAAGGAGUUAACUAAUGCUGAAAACUCUAAUGAGGUGGUUUCUUUGGAGAAUAUGGAUGUUGUGGGGCUGAAUAAAGCCACGGAAAAGGUUUCGAAUAAUGUUACAAAAGAAUCUUCUCUGGAUGACAAGAAAGAUUUCGAUAGUGGUAACUCUGAAAACAAAUGGAACUUUGUUGAUAGAAGGAAAAGGAGGGGAAAAAUGGUUGUAGUUGUUGGCAAUGAAUCCCAGACAGAAACAAAGGUGAAGGGUGUACCUAAGACGAUUGACCUUCAUGUAUACAGGAUCCAUCCAAAUACGUCUGUAGAAGAUCUAAAGGAUAUGUUGAAACCCCAUUUUGGAGAAGUUGUUACGGAAGCACUGAAAUCAAGAAAUCCAGAAAUAUACUCUUCCUUUGAGGGACAAGGCUUUAGUGGAAUACCACUGCACCCGUCCCAGCGUGCUUAUCAGCUUGGCAACUCAGUAGAUUCUGCUCUUCAUUCAGUUGUUAACUCUAUUGAGGACGAACUCUAUAAUAACGAGUACACAUUAGCUGUAUUUCUGGAUAUAGAAGGCGCAUUCAACAACACUGCGUUUGGUGUGAUGCAAUCCGCGUUGGCCAAACAUGGUGUUCCAUCGCACAUUAUGAACUGGCUGUAUACUGUCGUGGUGAGGCCUAUCCUAACCUACGCUUCUAUGAUGUGGUGGCCUUCUAUGGAGAGUCCAGUAACCGCAGCACUAUAA
Harmonia axyridis is the source of this 1650-nucleotide messenger RNA. RefSeq lists its product as uncharacterized. The transcript has 3 exons. Lineage: Eukaryota; Metazoa; Arthropoda; Insecta; Coleoptera; Coccinellidae. Gene Ontology annotation, molecular function: catalytic activity. The record is from RefSeq and is a predicted model, not a curated record. Bases 1 to 1650 code for a protein of 549 amino acids.